GCGCGGCGGCUGGUACUGAAGGCCAGUAGUUACAGUUAUGAGGGACAGCUAUAAUCCUAACACCGGUCUGCCGCUCACAAAUGCACGACUCUAGGCUCUGAGCUUGCAGUCUGGGAGCUUAGGGUCUCGGACAGGGCUUCCUGCAGGUCCGCGGCCUGCGGAGACUUCGGUGUCCUGUGCUACGGUGGCCGCGCAGGGCCGCGUGCUGCACGUCCCGUGGUGCGUACGCGCUGUUCGAAGCGGCUGCUGAAGCCGGAGCGCGUCCUGGUGUGGGGACUCCUGCGCGGCUGUACAGUUAUCCAAUCCUGUGUCGCCGAGGAGUCGGCUUGAGGCUAGCGGAGUGGAGAAGUACAUUGGAUUUUCUAAAAGAAUGGAAUCAAGUGAUGGCUUUUUCUUUAGAAUUUGAAUAUGGAGGCUUCAGGAACAGAUGAAGUUGACAAGCUAAAAACUAAAUUUAUUUCUGCUUGGAACAAUAUGAAAUAUAGUUGGGUGUUGAAAACAAAGACAUAUUUUAGUAGAAAUUCGCCUGUUUUAUUGCUUGGAAAAUGUUAUCAUUUUAAAUAUGAAGAUGAAAGCAAGAUGUUGCCUGCAAGAUCAGGAUGUGCCAUUGAAGAUCAUGUAAUUGCAGGGAAUGUGGAAGAGUUCCGUAAGGAUUUCAUUUCUAGAAUAUGGCUGACCUACAGGGAGGAAUUUCCCCAAAUAGAAGCGUCAGCCUUGACGACAGACUGUGGCUGGGGCUGUACACUGCGGACUGGCCAGAUGCUGUUGGCUCAAGGACUCAUACUACAUUUUCUUGGUAGAGCUUGGACCUGGCCCGAUGCACUGCAUAUUGAGAAUUCAGACUCUGACUCAUGGACUUCCAACACUGUCAGAAAGUUUACCGCAUCAUUUGAAGCAUCACUUUCAGGAGAAAGAGAACUCAGGACUCCAGCAGUUUCUCUGAAGGAAACGUCUGGGAGGCAUUCUGAUGACCAUGCAGUCCGGAAUGAGAUCUACCACAGGAAAAUCAUCUCCUGGUUUGGAGAUUCCCCCGUGGCUGUCUUUGGCUUACACCGACUGAUAGAGUUUGGAAAGAAGUCUGGGAAAAAAGCUGGCGAUUGGUAUGGACCAGCGGUGGUCGCUCACAUUUUAAGAAAAGCAGUUGAAGAAGCAAGGCAUCCGGAUUUGCAAGGGCUAACCAUUUAUGUUGCCCAGGACUGCACAGUUUACAAUUCUGAUGUGAUUGAUAAGCAGACUGAUUCCGUGACGGCUGGAGAUGCACGAGACAAGGCUGUUAUUAUUUUAGUUCCUGUUAGACUCGGUGGAGAAAGGACCAAUACUGACUAUCUGGAGUUUGUGAAGGGUGUUUUAAGCCUCGAGUACUGUGUCGGUAUCAUCGGCGGCAAACCUAAACAGUCAUAUUACUUUGCUGGAUUUCAAGAUGACAGUUUGAUUUACAUGGACCCUCAUUACUGCCAGUCUUUUGUGGAUGUCAGCAUAAAGGAUUUCCCUCUCGAGACAUUCCACUGUCCAUCUCCUAAAAAGAUGUCGUUUCGAAAAAUGGAUCCUAGUUGUACGAUUGGAUUUUACUGUCGAAAUGUCCAGGACUUUGAACGAGCAUCUGAAGAAAUCUCUAAGAUGUUGAAAAUUUCCUCUAAGGAGAAAUAUCCAUUAUUUACUUUUGUAAAUGGCCAUUCCAGAGACUUUGAUUUUACGUCUACUGCAGCCAAUGAAGAAGACCUUUUCUCAGAAGAUGAAAAGAAGAAUUUCAAAAGAUUUAGCACAGAAGAGUUUGUCCUCCUUUAAAGGUGAAGACAUUUGUGUGACAUUUGUGCUUGCAAGGAGCGCUUGAGCACAGCAGAGAGGAGUGAACUAGAGACCCUGACGGGGCACAUCCUGUCACCAGUGAACAUGUGAAAACACCUAGACUUUAAGGUAUUUUUCUGAAUACCUUUUCUAAAUGACUCGACGGCUCUUGCUUUCCAGUGAUAAAUAACAAGCGGUUCUGGUUUCAUUCCUGUUUCCCAAAGGCAGGCUAGCAACACUACAUUGACUGCAAGCCUUUCGGUCCCCAGCAUUUUCUACCUGAGCCCAUUGGUCCCCUGAAGGCUUUAUGAUACAUGUUUCCUCAAAGAUUUGGAUCACCAAAUUACUUUUAAAGCCUCACUUUGUAUUAACGACAGGAGACUGGAUCUUCAGAGCUACCCAACCUCCUGCUCUUAACGUAGUAACCGGAGGACGUUUUGGGUUUAUGUAUCUGGAUAAUGAAAUGGACACAUAAAAUUAUGUAAGCAGGAUUUUAAGGCAAUACUUACCAAUAUGAUUUUUAUAGCAGCUACUCUUUAUGCGUUCUGCAGAGUCUUGUAUGAGGAAUGAAUACAAAACAUUUGCUUUCCUCCCCUUCCCUUUCUCCUCCUUCCUU
This is a messenger RNA of Apodemus sylvaticus (European woodmouse), 2401 nucleotides long. It is a transcript of the gene Atg4c, whose product is annotated as autophagy related 4C cysteine peptidase. NCBI's taxonomy places the organism in Eukaryota, Metazoa, Chordata, Mammalia, Rodentia, Muridae. The record is from RefSeq and is a predicted model, not a curated record. The transcript has 11 exons. Bases 409 to 1785 code for a protein of 458 amino acids. Gene Ontology annotation, molecular function: protein-phosphatidylethanolamide deconjugating activity.